GAAUUUUCAUCAAAUACCAUUACCAGAAUUAUUUCAUAUGUUUUAUUAAAGUCCUUUUUACAUGUUGGUAAUUAAGAACAUUCAUACUAACAAGUGACAAUUCAUAGCAACAUUGUAAAUAAGUAUUUACAUGCGUAUGAACCGUUAUGACGAAUUCGUUAUCUACUUAACUGCUGUAAUCUCUUGAUAGACGAAACCAGAGCAAAUAGUGUAUACACAACCUUUCACAUUCCAAUUAUCAAAGUAUCCUGUGAAAAGCACCCUUUAAACUUGGAGGAUUUGAAGCAUACCAAGCUGUCAUAAACAUUCCUAGUUGGGCUAAAGUCAUGGAUAAAGUUGGAGAUUCAGCAAGUAAUUCAGCACCCACUAGUUUCUAUACUCGAUCGAAAGGAGACGAUCAAAAGAUGACAGAUCAAAAAUCAUCAGUAGCCAUUAAAAGUGUCACCACUACCUCAAAGCAAAGCGCAUCCGGAAGCAAUACCAUUACAAUCACCACAACGACACGUACCAUUACAGGAGUCAAACAAAGUUGUCAAACGCCACAAAAUUUAGUGGAAAAAGUAUCACAUGCCGAUGAUACUGCAACAAUGCCAGGUCCAACUAAAUCCUUCGGUAAUACUUGUAAACUUCGUCCAUAUUUGCGUUAUGAGCUUCGAAAAGAUCAAAACAUUUCAAUGCUGAAUAGUACAAAGUAUAAGAGAGCUGUCAUUUGUGCACCAUCUUGGAUGCAUUCAACUUGGAAAAACUUUCAUCUUAAAUCCAACCUCAUACCCCACGAUAUAGGACUCCAAAUUGUUGGUGCACUGCGUAGUGAAGGCGUCAUAAAUUGCACUCAUUUCCUCGACAGUCUACCUAAAAAUUCACUCAUCAAGCUACAACUCUUCAGUAGAAAUGAACAAUACAAUGUGACCGGUGCCAUUAAGAGAGGAUUGUACUCCGAAGGCAUCCCCCAACAGGUCAUCUUGUCCCUGAAGGAUUUAGUGAGACAAACCAUUAUCGUCGGAGUGGGGCAAACAACUCACUAUGGUGGUUACAAAACGACGAGCAGGCCACAAAACGGACGCGUGUAUAUUUGUGACUUGUCAGCGUUACAAUUUCAGAAUAAGCUUAAUACAGGAAGACUUGUUUUGCUGUCCGAGCAUGGGACUAUAGCACAGGGUGUCUUAGAUGAGGAAAUUUUCGAAAAUGUGGUCGGUCAGAAGAGAUUAAGCCAAGAUAAAAUAAAUUCUAUUUUCCCCGGAAAUGAAAGAUAUGUCCCGUGUCGUAGCAAAGUUUUUGGAGGUGUGUAUUUUGACACGGUUGCAUAUAAACGCUUCGUGGCGACGGACGUAGUUUUGGCAGGAUUAGCGCUGAAUAUGAUAGCAGAGAAGGAUAACGGUCAGGGUAUAAAUUUUAAAUUUCUGAAAUAUGGAAGUGGAUUUUUUGCAGGAGAUUUUUCCGCAAUAAUUGAAAAGAAUAUAUUGAACGGAGUUCUUGAUGGGCUUGAAUCUUUGUUUGGAAGAUAUGAUGUCUCUUGUAUUAAACAAGUUGAGCUCCCAUUUUAUGAAAAUACAGAGAGAGGUAGAGUCAGUCAAAUUCAGGAAACGUCAGGGCGUCCCAUCGUAUUUUCAAUGGAGGAUGCUCUGAGGCACUCAAAACCUGGGUUGGUAACUGCAACGACAAAUUGUGGCGAUCCUCACGCUGUGUUGGGCAAUGAGAUGGGGUAUCAAAGCGUGGAUGCUGCCAUUGCAGAAAAUCUGCAAGACAAAGGGAAUCAGUUCUGCCCGUUGUUAAAUGCGAAUUUUAGACAAUGCCAUUUUGAUGUAAAAUGAUCGAUAAAGUGACACGUCUUACAUAAAUGUUUUAAUAAUUGACAUACGUUUUGAGAUAAUUAAUAAAUAAAUUGUUAAAAAAUAAAUUGAAGAAUAUUAAUUAAUACCAUUUGCAAUUUAUAUUUAGCAUUAUACGUACAUCCGGAAACUCUCCGUUUUACACUUGUCAUAUUAUAUUGUAUUUGUAUAUUACUCUAAAAUUGUUCUCCAUGUGCCGUACCGCAAAGCUCGAAAGAAUACUAAUAAAUAGUUAUUAUGC
Molecule: messenger RNA, 2070 nt
Organism: Folsomia candida
Lineage: Eukaryota; Metazoa; Arthropoda; Collembola; Entomobryomorpha; Isotomidae
Exons: 3
Coding region: 327-1811 (494 amino acids)
Source: RefSeq, a predicted model, not a curated record